UGGAAUAGACGUCCUCACUGUACCCUGGUUCACUGGGCUCGAGGCUGUUGCAGCAGGUAUCGGAGGUAUUAGGACCGUGAACUCGGUUCUGUCGUUGUGGAGGGCCAGAGAUGGCCGAGUAUAGUCAGACUGGUAUAUUAACAGCCUUGCUGCUGUUUACUGUGGUCACUGUUAAAGAUAUGUAUGUGGGCCGAAGCAGCGUGACUCAACAGGACAGCACAGGCCCCGACCGAUUUCUGGAGCCCGACAAACCAACACAGAAACAAAAACCCAAACUCUACACAGGUCCGGUUCUCAAGUUCCAGUUCUGUAUUUCCUGAGGGUACAGUAAGGUGUUCCAGGAGUACUCCCAGGCCAUCAACCAGCUGUACCCGGACAUCAGAAUAGAGGGAGAGAAUUACCCCCCCAAACCUAUCAACAAAUACCUUGGAAAUUUUAUCUCCUACUUGAAACUGCUUGCCAUCGCCUUGAUUGUGACCGGACAAAAUCCUUUCCAAAUGUUUGGAAUGAACACUCCAAGAUUAUGGUCAUGGGGACAAGAGAAUAAGAUAUUCUCGUGUCUUAUGGCCUUCUUCCUCAGUAACAUGUUGGAGACCCAUUUCCUCUCCACUGGAGCUUUUGAAAUCUCAUUGAAUGAUGUACCUAUUUGGUCCAAAUUGCAAUCAGGAUAUGUGCCCAACAUUCAGGAGCUUUUCCAAAUUUUGGAUAACCACCUUAAAAUGAAUCAAGUCGACAAGCUGAACUUUCCAUCACCGUAGAGCAGUUGUUGUUGCCGAGAGACAUGUCUCCGGAGCUGUUUCUCUGGUCAGUGGAACUGUGAAGUGUGGCAUAAUGAACGCCUGUGCUGAAAACACAACUGCUGUUGGUACAGGCUGGAUGCUCAGCCACCACACACAUAUUCCCCCGACCAGCGUCACACACCUUUGGAUCGACUGGAUCUCUUCAGAACAUCAAGCUACUUGCAUUCUUAAUAUGAGAAACAUGAAAUCACUAAAUGUGUUAGUAAAUGCUGAAGUUGGCUGCAUAUUCAGGUGUUUAUUUUAGUCUGUGAAUUUGGUCAGGUAUGAUAUUCUGUUUGUAAAAGAGCUUUCAUCUUAAAUUGGAUUUUACAUCGUUCUCAAGGGCAAGUAUAAUCCGUUUAUUUACAUAAAUGUCUUAAAAUGACAAGAUUUACACAUGAUUAUUUGUUUGCACAGGUGUAGAAGUGUACUGUACUUCGGGUAUCUGACUUUUUAAAAGAGCUGCAGAAACGUGCAGUUUGGUUAGAGUGAGAGAAAUCUUUUUUUAAUGCUUGAAAUUGUAAAUAUUCUCUUAGUCACAGCAGGUUUGUCCUUACACGUUGGGAAUUUGACGUGUAUAUCUUCCUGUCUUCUGACGAACUCUAAUGACUGUUUGUUGAAAGUAAGGUUAUAGCACUGGCAGAAUAAUCUGUUGAAUCAUAUUAACUAUUAUGAAUGAGUGUCUGGGUUGUGCAGUUGUGAUUGUUGCAUAUCAGAAGAUGUGAAUGAUAAUUCCUAAAACCAUUUGGAAUUGUUUUCUAUUUUUCCAGUUCCCUUCAUACCAACGUGGCCGUUAAAAAUGCACUCCUUGUUUUAGUGUAGUUCGUAACAAAAGUGAUGCUUAAUUGUAAUUCGGUUAGAUUGGUGGAAGAAUGACCUUGUUUCACAGUGAUGCAAAAUAAAGAUUUUAAAAAGCAAA
Triplophysa rosa is the source of this 1698-nucleotide messenger RNA. It is a transcript of the gene selenot2, whose product is annotated as selenoprotein T, 2. Gene Ontology annotation, biological process: cell redox homeostasis. Gene Ontology annotation, cellular component: endoplasmic reticulum membrane. The record is from RefSeq and is a predicted model, not a curated record. Gene Ontology annotation, molecular function: thioredoxin-disulfide reductase (NADPH) activity. The transcript is spliced from 6 exons. Lineage: Eukaryota; Metazoa; Chordata; Actinopteri; Cypriniformes; Nemacheilidae.